AUGCCUGAACUGGGGCUUACACAUUCCCCGAAUAAGCAGCAUCAAGAUGAGGGUCCUUCAAACAAUGCAGACUCGGCGUCUCAGAAGGUGGGGACUGUAUUAUCAGUUCAGGAUAGUCCUCUAUCCAGCAUCCCCAGAGGAACAUCUUGGGAGGACGGCCAAGCGACGGAAGGCAUAGAUCAGGCGCACCCUCUCCCGGUAUCACUUCCUGUCAAUACUACAAAUUCUCCAGUACUUAAGUCACUACAGGAACAUAAGUCAAAAGGCCCCUCUGAUCGUGCUGCUCGCACGUACAUCCUAGGUUCAGACAAGUCAGUUGCUGAGGUCUUGUCAUUAACUUCCGACCGUACCUCACCUAAACCAUACUGUCGGUAUCCUAGCUCAUCGCAGACCCCACCCGCGAGCCACAAUGUCUUGAGGUCCUCGUCUUCGUAUUCGGGCGCUCAGUGGGAUGGCCCAAAGGCUCAGGGUGGCGAGUUGCCUUGCGAAUCAUCAUCACAUGGGUUCAUCCACAGCGGGGCCAAUCGAUGUGCUCGGAAUGGAGCCGAAACUCUUCUUACGACGCCAGUGGAGCCCGGCGAAAGCGAAAAUACUUCGCAAGGAAAAGACGGCUGGCUGUGCCGGCGCGAAAUGCAGGUAAUAGAUAAUAACGAUUGUGGAAAAUACGCAGUGGAUGCUGAAUAUCUACUUCAUGCGCAGCGUUCGAAGAAACCGCCACAAGAAGCUGCAGAACCAGAAUAUCCAAGCGAAGAGCUCAUUCACAGUGCCAGCGUAGAUCACCCGCCAUCAGCACCAAAGCCAGAAGACCAGAUCAAGGCACGAGCACCUUACCCACCCGGAACAGCCACCCACCAGUCGAAGCACCAAUCCAACACUAUUCCCACUCCGGACGAUCGAGGUAUCCACGCUGCAGGAAAUGGAUAUCUCCACACCAAUACUAACGAGCCCACCCGCCCACACACCCCAGAAGUAGUGGUGAGGACCGUUGCCUCGUCCAGACAUAACAGCCGGUAUCUGCCCUCAUCCCCUCUCUUGAAUCUUCUUCUUUCCCAAAAUCCAACUCCACAUUCUGAAUAUUCCGGCUUCUGGUAUUUCUACUUGCCUUCCAACCCUACUUUACACGGACGACACAGCCAUAACAACACCACUGCAACAUACAUUCAACAUCCCAUCAUGAAUACCCAAUUUCACUGCAACCAGGAGGCCGCCAUGAACUCAUACUUCUAUCCCCAAAAUAUAAGCAACCAGGCUCCUGCAUACCUGGCCAUGAACACAUCGGCACACCUGGUGCCCGCCAUGGACACCUCUCUCUACCCGCAACAAUAUCACACCAACUUCUCCAGCUUUCCCGCAAUGCCCAAUUCCGGUCACCAGGUGUCCGCCACGACUACGAACUUUCAUCCUCAAUAUUUCAGUAAUGCCACUUCCCAAUAUCCUGCUAUGAGACCCUCCGCCUACCAGGCGCCCGUCAUGCACCGAUCUGUUGUACCUCCAAAUUACAACACCCCACAUUCUGGGUAUCCUGGUGUGCCAAAUUACAAUAACCAGCUACCCGCCCAGCGUAUGUUUCUGGGAAUGCAAAACCCUGGAUUAUAUCGCAUGGUGCCUACCAAUACUACGGCACCAGCAAACACUACUCGAUACAUCAAUCCAGCUAUCUUGUCUGUUUCACAGUCACCUUUCCACACAUCACCGUCGCCGCCACAACCAUCACCACUAGCCAACAAACCAACCGUCACAAUUGACCUCACCGUUGAUGAUGAUGCGGAGGGCGCUGGCCCUAAGAAAACGGUAGAGUCGGAAUUGAUCACUCUGCCUGCCACCACUACCAACACCACCGAAGCCGUCUCCACGAAACCAGCCACCCGCCCAAAACGCCCUUACUCCUGGAUCGAAUCCGGCAGCCUCCUCCCCGACAUCCCCAACGCCAAGAAACUUAAGAUGUCGGCCCAAGAGGUCAACCUCCGCCAGCAGUACGAGACCAGAGCCGCCAACUCGACCGCCAGGUUCUUCCUGGGUAUCAAACCGGUGGCCCCUACUGCUGGUGGUGCUGCGGGUGUGCCAGCUGUGGAUUGGGAGAAGGAGGUGGCCGCCCUGUCGACGGGUUCGUCGAGUAGCGUGAGAACUUCGCCGCCUAAAAGGAGGGCGAAGGUGGAGAAGAAGAAGAAGGGAAAGGAUGAGGAUGCGAAGAGGAAGGAUAUUGGAGAGGGUGCAAAGAGGAAGGUGGAGAAGGGCGGAAGAGGGGAGUUGAGGGGGAAAUUCAGAGAGAGGAAGAAGGGAAAUGAAGUGGAGGAGGUGGUCGAAGAGAGGACCGAGGAGGAUGAAGAACAAGAGGAUGAGGAAGGGGAGGACAAGGACUUGGUGGCUGCGAUUGAAGCAGCGUUUGAUGAUGAGGAAGAUGUGGAUGAGGAGGGGGAGAACGACGAGUUGGCGGCUGCUAUUGAAGCUGCAUUCGAAGACGAGGAAGAUGAGCAGGAGAAUGACGACCUGGCCGCCCAGAUAGAGGCUGCGUUUGAAGGAGACGAGGAGGAGGAACAAGGGUCGCGGACGGUCACGGAUGGGGAUGCGGAACUCAAGGCUGCUCUGGAAGAUCCGUACUUGGUGCCGGUGGUGAAAGAGCAGGAAGAGUGGGGAGAAUUAGUUAUUGAUGAAAACCCGUUAGCACCGGGUGAAAUGCCAAAACCGUGA
Messenger RNA from Endocarpon pusillum Z07020, 2688 nucleotides. RefSeq lists its product as uncharacterized. The transcript has a single exon. Bases 1 to 2688 code for a protein of 895 amino acids. NCBI's taxonomy places the organism in Eukaryota, Fungi, Ascomycota, Eurotiomycetes, Verrucariales, Verrucariaceae. The record is from RefSeq and is a predicted model, not a curated record.